AUGUCCAAUGAUAGUGCCGACGUCUUCCUACAGGUGUGGAUAGGCGAGCAACGCUCACUUGGCCAAGGACUACCUUCCGCGUACAGUUCUGUAUUUGGUUGGGUGCUAAUCGGUCCAGUCUUGCAAGACGUUAGCUCUAACGCACACUGUAUGUUGGCAACUGUCAAUCCAUCUAUAGAAUCGUUGAUGGAAAGAUUCUGGGACGUAGAAGAGCCAGAAGAGGCACCUCUACAAUUCACCGAUGAGGGAUGCUGUGAAGCUAGGUUUAAAGCUGAGACAAUCAUUGAUGAACGCGGUCACCACUGUGCGACGGAUAUUUAUUCAGACUGUGGUACAAAUUUUGUAGGUGCGUCAAGGCAGCUCCGCCAAUUCUUUUUAGAUUCGACAGUUCGGUUCCAAGUUAGUUCACACCUCCCAUGCAGCUGGCAUUUCAAUCCUCCUAGUGCUCCGCACUUUGGGGGUCUUUGGGAAGCAGCAGUGAAAUCAAUGAAAAAAUUGUUGGUUGGGACAGUAGGAGCCCAUACUUUAACCUUCGAGGAACUUGCAACUGUUGUUUGUCGUAUUGAAUCUGUUUUAAACUCCAGACCAUUGACACCGUUGUCCUCUGAACCUGGGGAUUUAGAGAGUCUGACACCUGGUCAUUUCCUGACGGGUCAGCCGCUCUUGUGUGUUCCGGAGCCAGACGUGUCGGUUGCUCCCAGUCGUUUGGUUUCGCGGUGGAAGCUCCUUCACCAAUGCCACCAAGCGUUCUGGAAACGAUGGUCCUUGGAGUAUCUAAACAAUUUGCAGAUACGCUCGAAAUGGACAGCCAGUGACACUCCGCUCAAGGUAGGUGAUCUUGUGUGCAUCAAGGACGACCUGUCUACGCCGUUAUGUUGGCGAUUAGGUAGAGUAACCGAGUUGUUAUCCGGUCAGAAUAGGGUUGUUCGCGUAGUCAAGCUUUUGACAGGGCAAGGUACGCUUGUUAGACCUGUGGUCAAGCUAGUUCGCUUACCCACAAAAUAAAAAUUAGGCACUUACUAUAAAUUUGGGUUUCCUUCGUGUUCCCGAGGGUACCACUGUACAGUUUACUUGCUUGUUCCAUUCGUGAUCACUAGGUUUUGUGUUUAACCCGCUUUGUUAUCGGUAUGGGCGCCAAUGACUCGGGCAAUGAUCAAGAUGGGAUUAUUUUUGUUUGUGUAAUUAUUUUAUAUUAUUUGUUGUGAUCUUUUAUGUAUAUUAUGUUGUAAAAAUCAUGGAACUAGGGACUCCUUUGACUUUAUCCGUUUCCUCCCUGGACAGCUGAACCACAUCCACCAUAUCAAGAGUUCCAGUUCUCGAGCUUUGGAAGACGGAGUCUCCCAAGGGGGGAGUAUGUUCGCGCAAGUUGG
This is a messenger RNA of Myzus persicae (green peach aphid), 1370 nucleotides long. RefSeq lists its product as uncharacterized. The coding region runs from base 1 to 1005 and encodes 334 amino acids. Gene Ontology annotation, molecular function: nucleic acid binding. The transcript has 3 exons. The record is from RefSeq and is a predicted model, not a curated record. NCBI's taxonomy places the organism in Eukaryota, Metazoa, Arthropoda, Insecta, Hemiptera, Aphididae.